This is a messenger RNA of Rotaria socialis, 933 nucleotides long. NCBI's taxonomy places the organism in Eukaryota, Metazoa, Rotifera, Eurotatoria, Philodinida, Philodinidae. The record is from the annotation of a GenBank genome assembly.
AUGAGACCUGUAGCAACCUGUUUCAAAAAGAAAGCAACGGCUAGAAGAAAGAACCAUCAACAUUGGUCAAGACAUAAGCAUGAAAUAUCUGCAAAACGAACCACCCAAACGCUUACUUUUCAGCAGGCUCAAUUCUUGAAUGAAAAUCAAUGUGAAGAUAAUGGUUUAAACAUUAAUGAUACAUUAAAUUUCUUGUCAAUAAACGAAACAAUAAAUGGCAUCAAUACUGAAUGUUCCGAUGAAAAUGAUUGUGAAGACGAUUCUAUCAAUAAGUAUUUUGUUGACACGGGUGAACGUGGUGUUUCAUUUGAUACAUUUUACGAAGAUCAAUUCGAAGAAGAAAUUGACGAAGAGGAAAUUGAAGAAACUUUAACUGAAGAACAAACAGAAUUUGCUAAUGAGUUCAUGAAUGUGGAAACAUCAGCAACACCAGUUCGUGAAUAUGAUGAAUUGGAUAUUUCGAUUAUACUAUUGAUAAUGAAAAAAAAACAUAAGUGUAGCAAUAGCCUUAUUAAUGAUAUAUUGAAAAUGUUAAUAACACUAAAAGUUCCACGCGUUCCUGCAUCUUGGUACAAGUUGACCGAAAUUAUUAAAAGAACCGACGACACAUCAAAAUCAAACCAACAAAUCAUUGAUUCAACUUGUUAUUUUUGUCCGGAAUGCGAACAAGAAUCCACUAACCCAAGUAAAUGUACAAAUGCCAAGUGUUCAUAUUAUUCCAAUUGUUUAGUAGCUCCUCAUACAUUUAUGGUGAUGAAUAUUCAGCAGCAAAUUGAAGAAGUUCUAAGAUCAACUCAUCAAAAUGAUCUUGAUCUAUCAGCACAAACAUCAACAGAAUCCACCACCUCAUUAAUUGAUAUCCAUAAUGGAGAUGUUUAUAAAAAUAUUGUACAUUCAUUGAGAAAAGAAAAUCAUAAAUUUUUAUAUCGUUGA